Messenger RNA from Triplophysa dalaica, 2185 nucleotides. It is a transcript of the gene wdr41, whose product is annotated as WD repeat domain 41. NCBI's taxonomy places the organism in Eukaryota, Metazoa, Chordata, Actinopteri, Cypriniformes, Nemacheilidae. Gene Ontology annotation, cellular component: lysosomal membrane. The transcript is spliced from 12 exons. Gene Ontology annotation, biological process: regulation of autophagy. Gene Ontology annotation, molecular function: protein binding. The coding region runs from base 423 to 1838 and encodes 471 amino acids. The record is from RefSeq and is a predicted model, not a curated record.
CACAUGAAUUCGCAGAUUUGUUUGGUAUUCCGCAGCUGUCAUAGACGAGAGAAGAAUCUGCCCGAAAAUGCAUUCACCGUGAUAAAAAUCAUUUUAGACUAACGUUUCUAAACGUCGAUUUUCAUUUUACUCUUUUAUCUGAACAUUAUUGAAGUGCGCGUGACCAAACGCAGAACUGAAACAUUGUAUAAGACGCGCGACCUGUCAAUCAAAUCUCGCUACAAUGUUGCGCUUUAUAACAGUUCUAAAUACAUUUCUAUAGAAAUCGUUGUAAUUCUUUUGAAAUAAAGACUCCUGAUCAUCAGGCGACAUCGUGUCACUGCCGGCAGGCGUUGCAACAUGCAUCUAUACUGAUUUGCCCUUUUAGUUUGCAUUGAAAUCCAAAGAGCUGGCCUGUAAAGCUGUUUUUAAACAGGAGCAUCAUGCUGCGAUGGAUUCUGGGAGCUCGAGAAGCGCAGGGGACAGUAGAGAAGAGCGCGGCGCUGUUCAUUGGGGAGGAACAGCCCAAAAACUGUUUCACGGAGAUGCAGGUGCUGAAAGGACACUUUGACAUUGUUCGAUUUCUGGUGCAGAUUGAUGACUUAAGGUUUGCGUCGGCAGGUGAUGAUGGACUUGUGCUGAUUUGGAAUGUUGAGACGGGAGAGUUGUUGUUGGACUUGCGUGGUCACACGCAGCAGAUCACGGCCAUGACGUCAUACGCUUACGUCAGAGGCGGAAACACGCACACUGCUCUUAUUACUGCAUCAUCAGACCGCACACUCAGUUUAUGGGAUCCAGACACAGGACACCGUGUGCAGAAUGUAUAUGAUCUGCAGUCCUCUGUGAAGGUGUGUGUGCGUGUCUUUUCCUCUUGUGUGUGCACGUGUUUGCUCAUUGUGUGUUUCUUGCAGUGUUUGCUGGUGUUGGACCGCUUGGACGUGUGGGUCUCGGGGGGGAAUGAGCUGUGUGUGUGGAACAAAGACUUUGAGCUGCAGUGUAAAACUGUUCAUCACAGCGACACUGGCAUCUCAGCCAUGGUGGAGUUACCAAAGAACUUCAUCGCAGCUGCCAUGGAUAGAGAGAUUGUGAUAUUUAAGCUGAACGUGUCUGGGUCGGAUGUUGCCGUUAUGGCCAUGCGACAUCUGACUGAUCAUCAGGACACCAUUCGAUCACUCAUCAAUGUCAACGACGGAUUGUUUGCGAGUGGCUCUCAUAUCGGCGAGCUCAUCCUGUGGGACUCCCUGCAUUGGACGAUACACGCCUGUGAGCACAUCCUGUGGGAGGAGUCAGCGGGAGAAGGCCAAUCAGAGGUCAGGUUGACUAACCAGAAACAGAUUGAGAGGUCCAUUCAGCACAUGAGCUCGGACGGAGAGUUACUUGUAGCAGCUGUAGGCAGUGGUCUGUAUGUUUAUAAUGUGGCGUUGAAGAGCGUGGUUGCGUACAGAAGGAUCGCUCACGACUCAAGCGUCUUACACACCAUGCUGCAGGAGGAUGGGCAUAUGAUGUCGUGCUCUGCGGACGGCAGCGUGAGGAUGUGGGAGUUACAGGACCUCCCCCUGCCUGCUGAGCCUGCCUCCUCAGGGCUUUUCGGGAUGUUCGGGACUUUCGGCAGGUCCAGUAAGCAGGUUUGCCCUCCUACCAAGAAACUCCCAGAAGUCUCCGGUCUGCGAUCGCUGGAACUGACGGGCGAUCUGAUCGGUCACUCAGGAGCUGUGCAGAUGUUUGUGAGUUUUAAGGAGAAGGGUCUGGUCACCUGCUCCACAGAUCACCUGCUCAUCGUGUGGAGGGACGGAGAACUGCAGUCGCAGCUGCGCAGCCUGGCGCUCUUUCACAAACUGGAACAGAACCAGGGACUGUGAUAUGAUCUUCACAUCGCCUUUCAAUUUUGUGUCGAGUUCAAGAAUAUUCUUAGUGUUAGUAUUGAAAGCAUCAGUUAGUGAACAUCACAGGUCUCAGAUGUGUUCUUUGUAUUAACCUUCCACUGUAUAAAGUCUGAUUAAAUCAGUGUUUUAACUUCACAUUAGAAACUUUGCGCUUUUACACAUAAAACAUGUAAAUGUUGUCAGAUGUUUGUCAUUUUACUCGAAUGGUUUUAUGAUUAAAUUGUUAGAUCAUCGUUUUAUGUGAAUGUUGUCUUGUGUAUAUUAAAGGGAUUGUUUGUGAUAUGAGAAUAUUUAAUGACCUUAAAACUGAUCAUUUGAUUGCA